CUUCUGCCCCGCCUCGGCGGCCUACCGACGUCGUCUCGUAGUCUGCCUGCGCCUGCGCAGAGAGCGUGGCCUCUCGGGAGGGGUUAUGUGGUGGCGGCGGAGGCGGCAGCGGCUGUAGUGAGGCGCCCCACAUGGAGCCUGCGCCGGGCGCAGCAGAGGAACCUGAGCUGAGACAUGUAGAAAAAGAUGUGUUAAUUCCAAAAAUGAUGAGAGAGAAGGCCAGAGAACUAUGUUCAGAUAAAGUGCAAGCUUUUACCAAAUGCUGCCAAGAGUCUGGCUUUCUUAUGGUGGUGAAAUGUCAACAGGAAAAUGCAGCCUUGAAAGAAUGUCUAACUACCUACUAUAAUGAUCCAGCAUUUUAUGAAGAAUGCAAAAUUGAAUACUUGAAGCAAAGGGAAGAAUUCAGAGCUACUGGAAUUCCUGCUAAACAAAGACAACAGAAGCUUCCUACAAGCAUGUAGCUAAAUCCUAAAAUGAAGUUUGGAAAUUUACUUCAGUUAUCGACAUAUACAUUGAUUUGGUGGAAUAAGUACGUUAAUUGAAUAAGCAGACUCAGUUUUGUUUAAAAAAAUCAAUUUGUCUGAGGCAGGAUUUGAUUGAAAUAAAUGUAUCUCAUGUUGUAUUUUGUGUAUUAGGAAUAAACUCUUUUAUGAAUGAA
This is a messenger RNA of Caretta caretta (loggerhead turtle), 658 nucleotides long. RefSeq names its product C-X9-C motif containing 1 (gene CMC1). The record is from RefSeq and is a predicted model, not a curated record. Gene Ontology annotation, cellular component: mitochondrion. Lineage: Eukaryota; Metazoa; Chordata; Testudines; Cheloniidae.